AUGUAUCGGAAGUUGUCUAAGUUAGAACACUCGGAAAUAAAACAACUUCUUACAGAAGCUAACAUAGAUGUUGCAAAGCAUUACGCAACAAACAAAAAAGCACUCGCUGACAUCCUCAAUGACUAUAAUGGUGCAAUAAGUUAUGAUAGAAUUCAUGAGUUCAUAAAGCCGCAACGCGGCGAGGACGAAGUCCAUGCAAGAGCAUUUCCUUUAAAUGACGUUGCUAUUGACUUAUAUCAUAAACGUUCAGUACCUCAUGAAGUAAGAAGAGAAAUGUUUGACAUAACAAAUGCAAACGUUGGUGAAACAAGAAGAAGAGACGACACAAUGAAACAACAGAGAAGAGAGAUGUUUAAGAGCGCUAUAGAACAAGUUCGCAAAGCUAACGAUGUCAUUCGUUCCAUUGACGACAAACCAAAAGAAGGUGAGAGAUGGUUAAAGAAAGAUGAAGAGAAUAGGAAGAGGAAUGUUAAGACAGGCAAUAGACUCAUUGACUUUAACAUCGAAGCUUUAGAUGAACCAAACAGAGACUACUUACACAAACAUUUCGGUAAGGUUUUCAUGAGACUCUUAGAGAAGAUUAAAAUAAACUCCCACAAAGAUGGAUGGUAUGUUAUAAACUUGGUGGAAAGUAUGAAUGUUCUAC
This is a messenger RNA of Trichomonas vaginalis G3, 646 nucleotides long. Its product is annotated as organellar and viral DNA polymerase type B. The transcript has a single exon. Lineage: Eukaryota; Parabasalia; Trichomonadida; Trichomonadidae. The record is from RefSeq and is a predicted model, not a curated record. The annotation marks the transcript as partial.